AGAUGUGUUGCACACAGUGAAAAGUCGAGCCUGAUAAUAAGUUGAAUUGUUUAUGUUAAUAAUCUUUAAUUUUUAUGUUUAGAGUGAGAAUUUAUUCUAAUGGAAGAUAAUAAUGUUGAUUGGUUAUCAAAACUAUUCAUCUAGUUGUGUUUCCCAAGUAUACGUAAAUGUAUUGCCUAUGUGUACACAUCUGAAUGCAUAUGUAUGUAUAUGCUGUUUAAUCCGAAGUGAAAAAAACCAAAAACUUGUUUUGUGCAUUUGUGCAAGCAAGCGUACUCGUGCAUAAUGGAUUUAUCCGAAACUGUGUAGGAUUUGGAUAUUUGCAAGAGGGCAUGGACAAAACUGGUUUGCGCAAACUACGAAGUUUGCACAUGAAACAUCUACCUUCCGCCAUUAAACUAACAUUAUCUGAAUGCGAUCUCGCCUAUUGCUAUUAAUAUAGUAAAUAAUACCAGGUUUAUGGUCGGAGUCACAUUUAAAAGUGCAAUACCAUGCCUAAAACAAGCCAGAACUUUCGAAUCAAGGUUAAAAAGCGAUAUUAUUCAGAAAGAGGUUACAAAUAUGAAUAUAAAAGGGAAAUUAAAAUAAACCCAAGGGGACAAUGCAUUAAAAACAAAACCCCCAAAAAAAACACCUAUGCAGUAUUUUAUAACCACUUUUUCGAACCAGCUACUUUACAUACAACAUACACUGACAGUUUUGAAUGUAAAACCAACGCUAAGGUUAUGCCCAGACUUAUGGGAUCCAUAUUCGACUCACUCUUGCCUCAAAAAAUGCUUUCACGUCUACGCCAUCAUGUCCACUUUUUAUUUAUAUUAUUGAUUGCAAUUAAUCAAAUGUCUUUGUCGCAGUCUAUAUCAUUAGAAGAAUUAAGUUCUAAGGACAAUAUAACAAAUUUGCAAGAAAAGUCCAAUAGAAAUGAUAACUUUAGUAACAGCACUGGAAGUAACAUGAUUUCUGGAACGUCACCUAUAGUUCAAAAGGAUUAUUUGGAAAAGUUAAAUAACUUCGAGCGUAGUGUUGCAGCUGUAUUAAUAAAAGUCGCUUAUGGGACAACAUCUACAACAAAGCGAAGCAUACCGGAAACUAGUUAUUCCUUAGGUCCAACUACUGUUGCCACACCAUUUCUGACGACACAAAGAUAUCCCUCCGUACAUAAACAAAAUGGAGUCAGUGGUCGUCAAAAAAAUUAUGAAAUAGACUUAGAGAGAGAUCAUGCAUUGCCAACAUCUGCCCCCAAUGCUGAUAUACUAAAAAGUAAUAAUAAUCCGACUUACCCAAAUCCAAACCGGCAUCAUUCGCAUGAUAGAGACCGCCACAGGAAUACCGUUCAGUAUUCCACUCCGAUACCAUCUAUCCCCAACCUUUUAAAAAAAUCAAAUGGAGGACAACUACCAACAAUACCAAUGUACCCUGGUGAUAUUCCAUCUUAUUCUCCGCCGUCUCGAGCAUUCUUUACACCGCCACUUCCGCCGGAGUAUCAAAACCCUUUUGCUGACAAGCCUACCUUGCGUGGAACCAAUAAUGAGGGUCUAAUUGCAAUUAAUAGGCGUCCGAUCCCACCCCCUAGUUUGAUGCCUAGUCAAGAUCGGAUCCCAAUUCGACCACCAGAUCUGGGUGGCAAUAGUAACGAUGCUAUUGUCAAUCCAUUAGCGGAUUUAAGUUACGCUAAUUCUGGUUUUGAUGAAAAGCACUCUCUUGAUUCUAGUGGAGCUGUGCCUGAUGUGUCCACAACAGAUCGUAAAAAAGCUCUCAAUACACCGGCACGUGCCAGCGGCGAAGACGUAUUAAACGAAAAGGCAAACAGGGUAAAGGGACACGGCUCUCUUGAACCAGAUGCCAAUGAUCCUAGUAAGAGACAAGAAGUUUUACCCAAUAUAAGACGUAUUCUGGGAUCAAAUGGAAAGAACAGUGAUAUACCAGCUGUGUUGUUAAAGCAAGUUACUCAGCGACCCCAAAUAAACAUGCGCCAACCGCCGUCUUCGCCAGUUGUACUGAUUGAAAAGCCUUUAACGAACGAGGAAAAAACAGAUGCUGAUGGAUCCUCCAUGGUUAGUCCUAAUAUUAAUCAGAGCAAGUACCACCCUGGUCAGUUGGACUACUACGACAAUUCUAAUCAGACUAUAGGAACCACACCAUCAGCAGCUGCUGCUAUUGGGGAAGUAUCGGCCACCUCAUUUUCUUACGCUACUACAAACGCGGACCAGCCAGGACAUACAGGAAAAGAUACUGACGCUGUUAAGAGUUUGGUUCCGAGCCUAGGCGAUCGCGAUGCUGUCGCUGCCUCAGCUGCUGCUGCUUCAGCACACAGUACAUGGACCUGGGCCUGGAAUAUUCACAUCUAUCUGUCAGUUGUUCUGUUUACCAUUUUAUCGGUAUAUUCGCUAUACAAACUGCUGACCUAUAACAAGCUUACACAUUUGUUUGCACAGUCGUAUUUUGUGUGCAUCCAUCUCAUACUUAUUUUGACCUGCAUAAUGAGAAUAUUUUUUCUUUGUUUUGAUGCAUACAACGUUCAUGGUUCCUUUAACAUUUUUAGCUCAGAACUCUUGCUGAAUCUACCUUCAACAUUCUUAACAGUAGCUUUCUCUGUACUUAUGUUGUUCCUCUUCCUUAAGUCUUUGAACCACAAAAACAAUAGAUAUUCAGCUCUGAUAAGGCCGCUGACGGUGAUUGUGGGCUGCGGCGUUCACGUUGUGCUUUGCAUUACAUUGCACUACGUUGAAUCCUAUACCCUAAAAAAUCAUCAUUUAUAUUUUCAGCAACAGCAGCAACAGCAAUAUUUUCGCAGGCAGCAUCUUCAUAAUCAGCAAGGCCAACUUAUUGCUACAAUUACUCCUUCGGCUAUUUUGCCUCCGCCUCCCCGAGUCUUGACCCUUAUAUGUCAGAUAAUUUAUAUAUUUAUAUGUCUAAGCUUGGGACUGCUUUAUCUCUACUUGUAUCGCAUUUUAAAACGCAUUCUUCGCAGCAAAUCUCAAAACUAUAUACAUGGCUAUCAGAAUUUAUCCUAUGCCAUACACAUUACGAUUGCCACAGCUCUUCUGUUUGUACUACUGGCCGCCCUUCAAAUAUUCGGUGCCAUAUGUAUUUCAUCGUCUCGUCAAAAUAAUAUAGUAGAUGUCGACUGGCUUCAAUGGGGAUAUCAGUUCUCUCUACGUCUUAUAGAGAUAGCGAUAAUUACUUUAAUAUCGUGGGUAACUGGGCUUAAAACCAGUGCCGGGCAUGAUACAUUAAAUGCUGUAAAUGUGGAUGUUCGAAUGGUUGGUUCCGGAGUGGGACCUAUGGGUGCGUAUAGCCCGGAAAAUGGCGGCUCAACUAACAAUGCCAUCAGAGAAAAAAAUGUUGGAAACGGCACCGGCACUCACAACUCAAAUAUGACAAAUUUUUUUCUGCCGUGCACGUCAAGCUCUAGUCAGGAGCAAUUUGAAGGCGACUAUCCAGCUAUUUGCAAUGCUAAUACCAAUCUUCAUACAUACACAAUGCGCACAGGUAAACUAAUAUAUGACGACAGCUAUGCCCUGAAUUCUAUAGGGCCCACACCCACUGGAUCUUCAAACAGUCGCCCCUGCGAAUAUCAACUGCAGGAGCCUAUGUAUCAGAGGCCUUAUGAUACGGGUUCAAUUGGAAGUGCUGUAAAUAGUCAGAACGGGACAGAUUAUGGAAAUAAAGCUACUCAGAACUACAAGCAACAACAUCAAAUGCACUUUCACGAGCAGCCCACGUAUAUGAGUACAGACUACAUGACGGAUGCUGCAUCAGACCAUUACGAAAAUCCGAAUUUUAAUUUGCGAACCGCUAACAGUACAAAAGCUGAACAAAUGCAAAAAGAAAUGUAUGAUAAUAAUGGAGUUGGUUCUACCUUAGGAUCCGGAUCUACACAGCACCAAGUGGUACUUUUGAAAAAUGACAAUUGCUAUUCUGAACCACAUGAGCAGGAAAACAAGAGGUAUGAAUUUAACAUCUUUGAGCGUCCUGUGUUUAAAGACAAAUCAGGUCACAACAUACAGUCCAACAGUGACUGCUUUGAAGACCGUCAAAAGAUAACGAAUGGUCGAGUAUGUGAAAGGAAAUUUGCUGGUAAUGGGACGCUGGAACGUAAUUUUUACGAAAACAAGCAUCCCGAGCGCCGCAGUUCUAACUCCAAAAAUUCCUGCUCCUCAUCAAAUGGAGGAGGGCGAUAUGCAAGCUAUAGUUCGUAUGAGCGCGGAUUUUUCAACGGCGUUUGUAAGAGUGGAACUUUAGGCAGUAUUGCUGGUGGUGGAAUAACAUUGAGCGGAGCUGUUCCAGGUCGUAGUCUAGAAGUACCAAGUCCUCCUACUGGAUCUCAACGAAUAAUAGCCAAUGGAGCACAGACGUUAGGGAUAUCAGAUAGAGACAGAGCCCAAUAUUAUCAGAGAGUAAGUGGACGUACUUCCAAUUUAAGAUCAUUGCAGGAUGGUACUGGAACUGACAGUUUUACAAGUGUACCCGUAAGGCAGCAUCAACUAAAACCGUUAUCGUAUGAGCAUAAUUCGGAAGAUGAAGAAGAAGAGGAGGAAGACGAUAUAAUAUCAGGAAGCAAUGUAGAGUGUACCAACUUGAUAAACAACGAUAAUGGUUCUGUCAUUGCCGAUGACAGCGCUCCAUCUUCUAUUUCCAUUAUUGGCAAAACGUCAUUAUAUACCAGCACAGCAGCAACUAAAAAUUUGUCGAAUGACCCGCUUUUACAUGCAAAUGUAAACGCACAACUGAAUAUUCAAAAUACUGGAAAGCUUCGUUCUGAGUUGUGCACUGCCUCAUCAGCUUCGGUUGCUUCUGCAUCUUCGAACUCAUGCACAACGUCCAGUGCUUCUGAUAGUAUGCUAGUAGCAGAUCAAGGUUUUCUUCGAUUUCGGUCCAUAGAGGAUCAAAAUAGUGCACAAAAUGGAAACAAUUUAGAUGGCGAAAGGGCUGCUAUAUCUUCCCUUCGUCUUAAAAGUUGCAGUGCGACUGUAAGUGGCAUUGAUUGCUAAGAUUUUUGCACGUCCCCGAUGCAUAGCUUUGCAUGUCAUAACUAUAACCACCUUGUUUCUGUAACUCACUUUUAAUCAAACACUGCAUUGAUUGCCCGUUUAUGCCAAUAAAAGUAGUUAAAUCACCA
Drosophila biarmipes is the source of this 5119-nucleotide messenger RNA. RefSeq lists its product as uncharacterized. The record is from RefSeq and is a predicted model, not a curated record. The transcript has 5 exons. Lineage: Eukaryota; Metazoa; Arthropoda; Insecta; Diptera; Drosophilidae. Bases 492 to 4991 code for a protein of 1499 amino acids.